AAUCAGUCUGUAUCAAUUGUACCUAGCAAUCAAACGACAUCGCUGCCAGUUUCAAAAAUGCCACCUCCACCCCGGUUGCAGCUUGCUUCUGCGCUGGUGAAUCCAUCACAGUUAGGCUUUCUGAUAUAUGGACGCCCUACCGUCCUGCGAGCGUGUUUGGACCCAAGCCUCCUGGGACAUUCUCCAAGCGUCGAGAUCGCUGACGGCGCGCCAAGCCCGUUUAGCGCGAUUGAAUUCCACCAAAGAGCAGAGCGACAUGACGUUAGCGCCGCCGCCUCCGACAACACCAUAACCCAACGGCGCGAGGAGCUAUGCCUGCCCUCUAACCCAACAUGCCACGAUGGCCUCAACACACAUCCAGCUGCAGCCUUUCUUCAAACAGGACCCACCCUUGGCCUAACUGCGCGCCCACGGGGACAUUGGCUUUCGUCUCCAGAAUUUAGCACAGGGGGCAGGGUAACGCACGCUGGCAUCCCACCUCAGGAUGCCGCAUGGCGGCGUCACAUCACCACCGCGUCAUCAAACCAAGCCGCACGCACUAGCGGCGCCGACGCAUCCAGCAGCAGCAGCGGCAGUGAGGUAUCCCAGGACCCCUUGGGCGGCAGCGGUGCUGUGGGCAUUCCUGGCUCGUCCUCAGCUCCUCCCUUCCGUGUGAGUGGCGGCAGCCGCGGAGGCAGCAGCGGCAGCAGCAGCCCGGAAGAGGAGUUUAGCUUUGUGCAGGUGGGUCGCCCCGUCCGCACACGCAUACCCAUCACCUCCACACCCUCCACCUCCACGACACCCUCCUCGCGCUCCCGACCCAGCUCCCGAGCCUGGAUGGACGACGACCUCCCAUCCCCAGCCUCCACCUCCUCCUCUCCCAGCCACGAUGAUGAUCAGCCCCAAGAAUGGCCGCUCGACCGCAUCCCCAUGGUCCCGCCCGAG
Astrephomene gubernaculifera is the source of this 924-nucleotide messenger RNA. NCBI's taxonomy places the organism in Eukaryota, Viridiplantae, Chlorophyta, Chlorophyceae, Chlamydomonadales, Astrephomenaceae. The record is from the annotation of a GenBank genome assembly.